AUGACACGUCAUUUUGGUCAUUUUGACAUUUUGAUUACCACCCCGACGGAGGAGUUCAUUCUGAUACUCUCCGAUGGCUCAGAUGGCGCUAUUCCCCUUCCAGCCAUAACUGCCAGUGUCGUCAUUGCCGCUCAACCGGCUGAAGCGCGUGAGUGCGAUGACGAUUCCAGCUCUCCUUUUGCUGCUGUCUCGAAUUGA
This is a messenger RNA of Aspergillus clavatus NRRL 1, 198 nucleotides long. RefSeq lists its product as uncharacterized. The transcript is spliced from 2 exons. Bases 1 to 198 code for a protein of 65 amino acids. The record is from RefSeq and is a predicted model, not a curated record. Lineage: Eukaryota; Fungi; Ascomycota; Eurotiomycetes; Eurotiales; Aspergillaceae.